Molecule: messenger RNA, 3408 nt
Organism: Odobenus rosmarus divergens (Pacific walrus)
Lineage: Eukaryota; Metazoa; Chordata; Mammalia; Carnivora; Odobenidae
Gene: UBE4A
Product: ubiquitination factor E4A
Exons: 20
Coding region: 134-3337 (1067 amino acids)
Biological process (GO): protein polyubiquitination
Cellular component (GO): cytoplasm; ubiquitin ligase complex; nucleus
Molecular function (GO): ubiquitin-ubiquitin ligase activity
Source: RefSeq, a predicted model, not a curated record
UGUAAGUUCCGGUUGCUGUGCUGAGUCGGAAGUGGGAAUCCUUCGGCCACUAAGACUUGUCGUGUCGUCGCUGCUGGCCCUUCAGGCUCUGCCCCUCCCCCCCAGGUCUGGAUGGAGGAUACUUUAAAGUGAAAUGACAGACCAGGAGAAUAACAACAACAUCUCAAGUAACCCCUUUGCUGCUCUUUUUGGCUCCCUGGCUGAUGCCAAGCAGUUUGCAGCAAUCCAAAAAGAGCAGCUGAAGCAGCAGUCUGAUGAACUCCCAGCUAGCCCAGAUGACUCGGAUAAUAGUGUGUCAGAAAGCCUGGAUGAAUUUGAUUACUCUGUGGCUGAGAUUAGCCGCUCCUUCCGUUCACAGCAGGAAAUAUGUGAACAACUCAACAUCAAUCACAUGAUCCAAAGGAUCUUCCUCAUUACUCUGGACAACAGUGACCCCAGCUUGAAAAGUGGGAAUGGCAUCCCCAGUCGUUGUGUGUAUUUGGAAGAAAUGGCAGUAGACCUGGAAGAUCAAGACUGGCUUGAUAUGAACAAUGUUGAGCAGGCUAUCUUCGCUCGCUUACUACUUCAGGACCCAGGCAACCACUUGAUUAACAUGACUUCUUCUUCAACGUUGAAUCUCUCUGCUGAUCGAGAUGCAGGGGAGAGGCACAUUUUUUGUUACCUUUAUUCCUGCUUCCAAAGAGCUAAAGAAGAGAUUACCAAAGUUCCAGAGAACCUGCUCCCCUUUGCGGUGCAAUGCAGGAACCUCACUGUGUCCAAUACCCGAACAGUACUCCUCACCCCAGAGAUCUAUGUUGACCAGAACAUCCAUGAGCAACUGGUAGAUUUGAUGUUGGAAGCCAUCCAAGGAGCCCAUUUUGAAGAUGUAACUGAGUUUCUGGAAGAGGUCAUUGAAGCCUUGAUAUUGGAUGAGGAAGUUCGCACAUUUCCAGAAGUCAUGAUUCCAGUGUUUGAUAUUUUAUUGGGCCGAAUAAAAGAUCUAGAACUCUGUCAGAUCCUGUUUUAUGCAUAUCUGGAUAUUCUUCUCUAUUUCACUAGGCAGAAGGAUAUGGCAAAGGUUUUUGUAGAGUACAUUCAGCCCAAGGACCCUGGCAAUGGGCAGAUGUACCAGAAGACCUUGCUGGGUGUAAUCCUGAAUAUCUCCUGCUUAUUAAAGACUCCAGGUGUAGUAGAAAAUCAUGGCUACUUCCUGAAUCCAUCUCGUUCCAGUCCCCAGGAGAUCAAAGUGCAAGAGGCCAACAUCCAUCAGUUCAUGGCUCAGUUCCAUGAAAAGAUCUACCAGAUGCUGAAGAACUUACUCCAGCUCUCUCCAGAAACCAAACACUGUAUCUUGUCCUGGCUUGGAAACUGUUUGCAUGCAAACGCAGGCCGCACCAAGAUUUGGGCCAAUCAGAUGCCAGAAAUCUUCUUCCAAAUGUAUGCCUCGGAUGCCUUCUUUCUGAAUCUGGGUGCUGCUCUCCUGAAGCUAUGCCAGCCGUUUUGCAAACCCAGAUCCUCUCGGCUCCUCACCUUUAACCCCACUUACUGUGCCCUGAAGGAGUUGAAUGAUGAAGAACGAAAAAUUAAAAAUGUGCACAUGAGAGGUUUGGACAAAGAGACUUGUUUGAUCCCCGCUGUGCAGGAGCCAAAGUUCCCCCAGAACUACAACCUUGUGACAGAGAACCUUGUCCUGACUGAGUAUACCUUAUACUUAGGAUUUCACAGGUUGCAUGAUCAGAUGGUCAAAAUCAACCAAAAUCUGCAUCGGCUGCAGGUUGCCUGGCGGGAUGCUCAGCAGAGCUCUAGCCCUGCUGCUGACAACCUCCGUGAGCAGUUUGAACGACUGAUGACCAUCUAUCUUUCCACCAAGACUGCCAUGACGGAGCCCCAGAUGCUACAGAACUGUCUCAACUUGCAGGUGUCCAUGGCUGUUCUACUCGUUCAGCUGGCCUUAGGCAAUGAGGGCUCACAGCCAAUCGAGCUAACUUUUCCUCUGCCAGACGGCUACAGCUCUUUGGCUUAUGUGCCAGAAUUUUUUGCAGAUAACUUGGGUGAUUUCCUCAUUUUUCUCCGCCGCUUUGCCGAUGACAUCUUGGAGACAUCAGCGGACUCCCUAGAACAUGUUCUUCACUUUAUCACAAUUUUCACUGGAAGCAUAGAAAGGAUGAAGAAUCCCCACCUAAGGGCCAAACUGGCUGAGGUGUUGGAAGCAGUGAUGCCCCACCUGGACCAGACUCCAAAUCCCUUGGUAUCCAGUGUGUUCCACCGGAAACGUGUGUUCUGCAACUUUCCCUAUGCACCCCACCUUGCAGAAGCUCUGAUCAAGGUCUUUGUGGACAUUGAGUUUACAGGAGACCCCCAUCAAUUUGAACAGAAGUUUAAUUACCGACGUCCCAUGUAUCCCAUCCUAAGGUACAUGUGGGGAACAGGUACCUAUCGAGAGAGCAUUAAGGAUUUGGCUGACUAUGCCUCUAAGAAUUUAGAAGCCAUGAAUCCCCCGCUUUUCCUCCGCUUUCUUAACCUGCUAAUGAACGAUGCCAUCUUCCUCCUGGAUGAAGCCAUACAGUAUUUGAGCAAGAUAAAGAUUCAACAGAUUGAGAAAGACCGAGGUGAAUGGGAUAGUCUGACUCCAGAAGCCCGCCGAGAGAAGGAGGCUGGCCUACAGAUGUUUGGACAGCUAGCACGUUUCCAUAACAUCAUGUCCAAUGAAACAAUUGGUACCCUUGCCUUUCUGACAUCAGAGAUCAAAUCACUCUUUGUGCAUCCUUUCCUGGCUGAGCGCAUCAUCUCCAUGUUGAACUACUUCCUGCAGCACCUGGUUGGCCCCAAAAUGGGGGCCUUAAAAGUCAAGGACUUCAGUGAAUUUGACUUCAAACCCCAGCAACUCGUAUCAGAUAUCUGCACGAUCUACUUAAAUCUUGGGGACGAGGAGAACUUCUGUGCCACGGUGCCGAAGGAUGGACGUUCCUAUUCCCCAACUCUCUUUGCACAGACAGUCCGAGUCCUGAAGAAAAUAAAUAAGCCCGGGAAUAUGAUUGUGGCUUUCAGCAACUUAGCAGAAAGAAUCAAGUCUCUAGCAGACCUCCAACAACAGGAGGAAGAGACCUAUGCAGAUGCCUGUGAUGAGUUCCUGGAUCCCAUCAUGAGCACACUCAUGUCUGACCCUGUGGUGCUGCCAUCCUCCAGAGUCACUGUGGAUAGAUCCACCAUUGCCAGACAUUUGCUCAGUGACCAAACCGAUCCCUUUAACCGUAGUCCCCUCACCAUGGACCAGAUCCGGCCAAACACAGAACUAAAAGAAAAAAUCCAGCGGUGGCUCGCAGAGAGAAAACAACAACAAAAGGAGCAACUUGAAUAAAUACUGUGAACUAAACAAACCAAAAACAACCAACUCCAGAAUGUAGAUAAACAAUUGUUUGUGGUUUCUCU